Cinara cedri is the source of this 7476-nucleotide messenger RNA. The record is from the annotation of a GenBank genome assembly. NCBI's taxonomy places the organism in Eukaryota, Metazoa, Arthropoda, Insecta, Hemiptera, Aphididae.
CAAACGCCAACGCCUAACAUUGAUAAAAUAUAUGUAUUGAUUAACAAUUGACAAUUGACAACUAAAAACUAAGUACCCAUGUGUUAUUCGUGUUUCUACUGCACGUCUAAGUACUUAUUUUUUGGUUCUUGAUUAUAUUUUUGACGACUACAUUUAAGCUCGAUUUAAUAUCGUGUAUUUAUUUAAAUAUUUGUUAUCUUACUACUAAUACUUGACUUUGGCAUAUGCAAGAGAAAUUAAAAUUGUUCCUAAUGAACGAGGAAUAAAUAAAUAAAAUUAAGUUUUUGUUUGUCAGAAACACAUUCCAAACAUUAAAAGCAAUACCGAGAAAAUUCACAGUUAUGUCUUCGGUAAAAUGGUUCGAUGGCGAUUCCGUGCAGGCAUUACAAAAAGUACAGGAUGAAAAUUGUGUUUUUUUUGCUUAUAUAGGUAUGGUACUUAUAAUAUUUAUUUAUUCUAUAGAAAUAAUUGAGAUAUUAGUAUUAAAUUAUUAGUUAAUGUUAAUAAAACCCAAAUAAUAAUAUAUGCUUAUUAUAAUCACUAUUAUUUUAUUAUAAGAUUAAAAAAAUUAGGUGAGAUAUCUUAAACCAUCCGCCUUAUCCCACAUAAAAACAUUGAAAAUAUCUCAUUUUUCAAUGCUUAUGAUUUCAUUAUCAUAUGUACUUUCCUAGAUUUAUAUUAUCAUAUAGCAUACUAUAUAACUAUAAGUUGUAGGUAUAAGUAAAUUAUAAUACUAUAGCAUAUUUUUGUGGCUACUAAGUCUACCUAUGAAUUUAUCAUUGUGGUCAGUAGGUUUAUUUAUUUAUAAAGUUUUGCAAUCUCACUAAUAAUUCUCCGCUGUGUUAUAUCUUUUCUAUUUUUUUUUAAACAAUUUAAAUUUUAUCAAACUUAUCAUAGUAAAAGUAUAAACUAUUGGUAAUUAUACGGUUACACUUACUAUUAGUAUUACACAUUUUAUUUUUCAGUAAAUUACUUAUCAUUAGUGUGUUUAAUGGAAUCACUAAUUUUGAACUGACUAAUAUGCAAUAGAAUUUAAUGUUUAUAGUUUAUAUAGAAUAUGAAUAAUUGUACAAUAACAAAAAUUAUUAAUUUUUUUGAUGUUAUUAUGAUGUUUUUUUUCUGUCUGUAAACAAAUUUUGAUCAGAAAACUUGCCCGGUCAAAAAAUUGAUAAGAGAUCUUUUUUUAUUGGAUUUUUGAUCUAGUUGAUGCAUAAAAAAGGUCAUUUUUUGAUUUUCCAAGUAGCUUUCAUAAUAAUUGGGAAAAACAGAAAAAGAGUGUAAAAUAAAAACUGUCAAAUUUACGCUUUAUGAUUUCAUCUUAUAUCUUCAUCCCAACUAUUUGGGGGUCGGUUGCUCUUGUCCUCAUAUCAUCAACAAUUACAACCAACGGCCUCUUUUUUAGUCUCCCUCUCCCACAAUUUCCUCUUAAAAUGUUUACUGAUUCUGAUUCCUCUGUUCUCGUGAUAAGCCCAAACCAUGUCAGUCUAUUUUCACCACUAUCAAAGCUACACUUAAUCUACUUAUGUUCAUAUUUUGUAUCCUAUCUUUUUUUUGUUGCACCACUUACCCACCUUAGCAUUCUUAUCUUUACUAUACUCAAUCUAGAUGGUCUCACCACACUACUGUAGAACUUACCUUUAAGUCUUAUUAGAAUCAUCUUUUCAUAUAAAACACCUGCCAUUUCUCUCCACAUGCUUCAAUGCUUGAAAAUUAUAGUUCAUUAUAAAUCAUAUUUUGUGCUCAAAAAAAAAAAAAUAAGUGUAAUGUAGAAUUUAUUUUUAUAAGAAUUUUAGUAUCAAAUUUUUACAAAAACUUUAAUAUUACUGUCUUUUAAAAUUGUUUAUCUUUAGCCAUGAUAAAUCAUUGCGUACAGAUAUUCAUUAAAGAUAGGAUAUAGAAAUCCCACCUACAACAGCUUUUUUUUUUUAUAUUGCAGUUGUAUUAUAUGCAGGUGUAAAUGUGAUUAUCUAUUAUUAUAAUUUUGUUUUAAAUUUAUUUAUAUAUAUAUUAAGUUUUAUUUUCAGAUAAAGUGAAUACAAAAUGUUCAGAUAUAUUCUAUGAGCCGGAUAUCAUUCAAUUGCUAAAUAAUGAAAUUAUUGUAUGUUUUAAAAUGGAACCAAAUAGUCCAAGCUAUGCAAAUUUCAACAAAAUUUGUAUCCUUUAAAAAAUGUUUAGUAAAGUUUAUAAUUGAAGUAUGAUAAUAAAGAAAUACAUUUUAUCUUUUUAAGAAAAUAAAUUAUACAUCUUUUUAAGAAAAUGUAUAAUUUUUUCUUCAAAAUUAUAUUUAUCAAUGGAAAUAUUUUUUUAAAAUAAUACUAUUUAAUAACUAUGUAUAUUUUGCUUAAUUUAUUAACAUUUAGUCAAUCAUAUUACUAUUCCAUCUAUAUACGUGCUAGAAAAGAAUAAUGUAGAACAGUUUAAUAUUAAACUCAAGAAGUCGAAAUUAUUAAAAUCAAAUGAAGUAAAAUUGGAUUUUUUGGAUUUGAAAAUAAAGUUAUUAAAUGCUAUUUACAGUGCUGUAAAAAACAUUUCUGGUAUAUAUAUAAUUUUUUAAAUCAUAUUAUUAAUAGCAAUAUUUUAACUGUCUAAUAAUUAAAUUACAGAUUCUUUAGAAGACAAAGAGAAAUAUUUUCAGUUUAUGACUAAUGUUUCUGAUAAGGUAACAUAAUUAAAACUUUAGGAUUAGGACCAAUAAUUAGAUACCUGCCUAUCAUUAAUAUUAACUAGUAUUAUCAUUUUUCAAUAUAGAAUAAGUUAAUACUUUUAUGAUUUAUUUUGUUUUUCAGUUGCAAAAUAUGAUUGUUCAAAGAAAAGAAGCUAUUGGAGGAGUUCAAAAGUAAUUAUUGGGAAAAUAUAUCACUUUAUAUUUAAAACUCAGUUAUACAAUGUGUCUAUUUAAAGUGUAAUAACUUUUUUUUCUAUUUUUAAACCCAGGCUAAUAUGUUUGUAUUUUAUUACUUUAAACUAAAAAAUUAAAAAUGUAGACAUUUUAUAAUCCAAUUUCCCUAGUUAUUUUAUAAAUUAAUUUUUAAAUUUUGUUGAAAUUCAAAUUCAUUUCUUGCUAAUUUUACCAAUGAUAAAUGAUAAAAAUAUUAUCAAACUACAAUAUUGUAUAUAAAAAUCUAAUUAACCAUUUGAAAAUUUAAGUACGCAAAAUAUUUCAUGUUUCACAAAACUUUAAAAAUUGUUUAAAAAUAAUUGACUCAACUUUAAUAAACUUUUUUGACAACAACAUUUUUCCAAAAAACCGGUUUACUAAAUUUUUUUCUUAAAUAUUUUUUUAAUUUUACAUUUUAGAUUCUGAGUGGAGCAAAGAAUGUUAUUGGUUUUACAAUGAUGUUCAUAUUUCUUUUCUUUUUUUUUUUUAUGUGAAUACAUUUUCUACCAGAACUCUUAAUCUGAUUAUCAAGUAUAGCACUUUUUCUGAAAGGAAAUAUUCUCUGGAUGGUACUUUAAAGAGGUCAUUUUUUGAAAUUUUCUUUAAUAUUUGAGAUAAUGAGGAAAACGUGGAUUUUAGGCCAAAAAAGAUUGAAAGAUUAAAAAUAAGAUACAAACUAUGUCGUACUUUUUUAUUUUAAAUUUCUUUAAUUGUUAAAAUUUAACUCUUAAAAGAUAAAAUAUUUAUAUUGUUAUUGUAAUGAUGUAAUAAUAAUUUUUUUUCUUUAAAAAAAAAACUUAAAAUUAUUCAAUUAAAAAAGGUUAUUACAUUUGUUAAAUAGUUCGGUUAACAUCCUGUGUAUUGAAACUAAAGAUAAAAGCUGAUUUACAUGGUACCAGUUGCCAGUUUCUGAAUGUCAGUGACUGGUAACAUGUAAACCUUACAUGCCAGUUGAUGGCAAAGGUGAGGAACUAGUGUGUCAACACCAGUCAAACAAAUAUUUUUGUUCUACUUGCACAUUGGCUUUCCAGUUAACUGCAAACUGUGAAUUAAGACUAAUUUUCAUAUUGUCAAUGAUUGGCAUGCAUAUUGUAGGGUCAAUGGCAUAUGACAACUAGAAUAUCCAGGUUACUGGCACCCUUUAAGCCUGGUUUACAUGUAGUAAGUAACUGGCAUACUAACUAGUUAAUUAACUGGAAAGUCAUUAGAGUGUGGCCAGCUACUAAUAUAGUUUUAGUGUGCUAUUGUAUGUAUAAUUCGAGUAGUACACAGUUGUAAUUAACUUAAAAAGCCAAUACGCCAGUAGAACAAAAAUAUUUGUUUGACUGCAUUAACAUCUGGUGUUCUAUUUCCUCACUGGCUUUGCAUCAACUGAUGGGUUAAAUUUACACAUUACUAAUCACUGGCAUUCAAAAACUAGCAACUGGUACCAUGUAAAUCAGCCUUAAGUGUUACACACACAUUUUAAUUUAAUAGCCCUGUCAUAAUCAUUCUAAAGAUUCAUUAUUUUAAAAAAAUAUGGAAAAUAAUUUUUAUCCAAGACUGUGAUUUUAUCAUGAAAAAAGAACAUAAUUUUAACUUCUAUGAUUUUAUGAAAUUUCAAAUAUUUAUUAAAAAAAAUUAAUGAUAAAUGGUUUGUCACAAUAAUGUUUUCCUUCUUAAUAUAUAGUACAAAUUGCAUCCAUUAAUUUUUAUUGUAGUCCCUUUAUUUUAUUUUUGUGUAAAACAUAUUUACUGAGUUUUAUUACAAAUUCUUGAUAAUGCAAUAAAUACUUUUAAUACUGACACCAAGCCAUUUUUUUUUUUUGAAAUCUUCAUUAAAAUUGCAUUACUUAACCUCUUAAAUAUUGAAUGACUUGCACCUUAAUUAUUUUUAUAUGAAAAUAAUUUCAUAUUUUAUAAUGCAAAAUAUUAUAUUAAUUCUAAUAUAAUAAAAUAUUUGGGUCAUUACAGCUUGAUUAAAUAUACAAAAAUUAAAAUCAAAGUUCCAUGUUUGAAUAUUACUAUAGUUAAGGAAUUUGAAACAACUGAUACUUUGAAUGAAGUAAAAAUGUUCGUAUUAGAGAAUAUCACAAUUCCUAAAGGGUAAUUUUUUUAAAUUUGAUUAGGUAUUUUUAUUGAAUUUUUUUCCAACUAAUAAAGUUUAUAUUUUCUUUUAGGCCUAUAAAAUUUAUAUCUGAGAGACAAUUUACUGAUGAAGAUUUCAAUCUAACAUUAAGUGCUUUAAAUUUGUGUCCAACAUCAACAAUAUAUGUGCAUAAAGUAUGUUUAUUAAUUAUUGUUAUUGUACUCCUAUAUUUUGUAGUUUUUAUGUAUACACAUGAGUAUGCUGGUUGUCCUGGUCACAUUGCUUAGGCUCUGAUUUUUAUAAAUACAAUAUGGAAAUAUUAUAUUGUAGGUUCCUACCUAAAAUUAAUUAAACAAUAUAUGAAUGUUUAUUUGAUUUGUCAGUGCUAAUUUAUGUUAUUUUUUUUUUUUUCAUUCAUAUUCAUUUUUGGUUUUGAAAUUCAGAAUUGAAUGAAAACAAAUAAUGGAAUAUGGGUAGUCCAAUUGUUAAAUGUUUUCAUGAUUUUCAUACAAAAAAUAUCUAAACAGCAAAUUGUUUGUUUUUGAGAUUUUUGGAUUUCAAAGGAAGGGAAGUCUAACCUAAUCCUAUCAGAAAGUGAGGAAGUUUGGAAGUGGGAAAGCAUAUGUACUGUAUCAUAGUCAUCACUAACAGAUGGCAUGAAUAAUUUGAUUGUUAAUCUAUGUGAAUAAAAAGACAUAUACUUCACACGAUAGGUGAGCCACUGUUGUAGAUGAGAAGUUAGGAAGGUAGGAUAUAGAUGGGAAGUUAAUGUAAAUUUGUCCACAAUGAUUAAUUUCCCCACAUUUUUCUCAUUUGUUAAAAAGUUGUCCACAAAAAAAAGUAAACAUUAUUGUAGAUUUUCCAAAAACUUUCUGUGGAUAACUUUUCUACCAGCAAUUUUUAUUUACAAUGAUAGACGUUUUUCUGAAAGGAAAUCAGACUGAGGUGGUACUUGAGUAUAUUUGGGUGCUAUUUGAGUACUUUAUCAAUGGUUAAUAGUUGAGUUUAGAUAUACAUUAAAUCUCUCCUUUACAUUCCCAACUUAUUACCUACAACAAUGGCUCACCCACAUGGGAAGUAUGUCCAGGUUUUUGUAUAUUAUAACUGGUUGUUUUGUUCAUCUUUGUUACCAAGGUAAUGUAUCAUGAAUCAAUAAAAGUUGUUCAAUUUUUGUGCCAAAUAUAUCUUAAAACCAUAUUUUAAGGGUUGAAGGGUUGAUUAAUCGGGAUAAAAACUAUCCUAUAUUUUAAGUUGGAUCAAAUCACAUAAAUGAGCAUAAUCUUUUCAAAAUUGGUUCUGUAGUUGUGCAUGCAAACCCACUUAUUGUAUACUUAAUUUUUUUAAAUACAUAUAAUAUAAAUUAAAAAUAAAAAAUAUUAUUUAUAACAUUAAUAUAGGAUCCAUCAGACCAACAUCAACCCAUCAUACUCGGCUUUAAAUCCUGGAUUUAUGGUAUGUUUCAUAUUUUGAUCAGUCACCCAUUUAAUUAUGUGAGAAAUAUUAUCAAUCCUCCUGCUGCUGUUGAACCAAAAACACCUGACCAUCAAAAAAAAACGACAAAAACUAAGUAAGUACCUAUAAAUACCUCUCAAAUUAUUAGAAAAAAAAGUUAAUUUUUAACUGUUAUAAUUAAUUUGUUUGAAAAAUGAAUUAGCAUAUUUACCAGAUGUAUAAAAACUAGGGGCUUGUAUCAAGCCCCUGCUUGAUGUCUUGUAUUUUUUUUGGUUAUUAUCAAUUAUCACUACUAAGUGAUGUAUUAAAAAGAAUUGUAUGAUACAAUUUUAAAAGGUUUUAAAUAAUGUUUCAUCCAAUAAAUAGAAGAAAAAAAACUGUUGAAAAUUAUAACAGUUAAAAACAAACUUUUAUUUAUAGCACAAGUUUUGAUUCUUUUUGAAUGAUCGUUAAAAAAUAAUUUUAUUUUACAGAAAGUUCCCCUUUAAAUCAAAUAUCCAUACAUUACGAAACAAUAAAUCAGAUGAUGAAAACAAUACAUACAAUGGAAAUUCUACACAACAAAUGUAAUUCAUAAACUAUCCAACUGAAAACAAAAACCAUAUUUAAAUAAAAAAACUUCAUUUAUUAUUCACAAUAAUAUGUUCCUUUUUUAACCAAUGUCUAAUGAUAGAAGUUAUAAACAUGAAACAAAAAUAUAAUUCCUAAUGGAAAUCACUCACUGUUUUUACCUACAUGGUUAUAGCACUCACUGUUUUUACCUACAUGGUUAUAGCACUUGGUAUUUUUUUUUCUUACACUAGAAAAUAAAUUAGAAAUAUGAGUGUGUAUAAUUUAGCCCAACUACUAUUUAGACAGUCUUUGUAUGAUGUAAUAUUAAAAUAGUAAAUAAAACAAAUCUUUACAUUUAUUUUACAUAAUAUAUUAUAUGUAUUUGUAUUUUUUUUUUCUUACACUAGAAAAUAAAUUAGAAAUAUGAGUGUGUAUAAUUUAGCCCAACUACUAUUUAGACAGUCUUUGUAUGAUGUAAUAUUAAAAUAGUAAAUAAAACAAAUCUUUAAAUUUCUUUGACACAUAA